Tilletiopsis washingtonensis is the source of this 2076-nucleotide messenger RNA. RefSeq lists its product as hypothetical. Gene Ontology annotation, cellular component: mitochondrion. The record is from RefSeq and is a predicted model, not a curated record. The transcript is spliced from 3 exons. The coding region runs from base 370 to 2022 and encodes 550 amino acids. Lineage: Eukaryota; Fungi; Basidiomycota; Exobasidiomycetes; Entylomatales.
CACCAUCCCACCUCACCCCUCCUCACUUCUCCCUCGCCGCUGCCAGGGCGCCAUGCAGCAUGCGUCGCCUGCCGAGCCCGCAGAGCUGCUGCGCCAGCUGCGGGAGCAUGCCGAGCCCGCAGAGCUGCUGCGCCAGCUGCGGGAGCAUGCCGCCACACGCCCCGACACUCGCAGUCAGACGUGUCCAGCACGGCGUCCAGCACGGCGUCAAGCGCAUCGCGCGCGCACCCAGCCGACGAGGCCUACUGGGUGGUGCACGAGCGAAACGGCCGCGCGCGUCCACCUCAGCCUGGCACUGUGCGGUGGUGCUACGUGACGGGAGAGCCUCCAGCCCUGCGCGCACAUUUGCUGCCGCAGAAGGAGAGCUUGAUGCCCGGCGUCCAUGUAGGCCUGCGCGGCGUUGGUGCGCUCAGCUUCGACCAGCGAGACAAGGCGAGCUUGCACAACAUCAUCCUGCUCGCUGCAGCUCUGCACAGACAGAUGGACGACUCACCGCCGACCUUUCUGCUCGCUCCGAAUCUCCUCGCCGUCAUUGCCGCCUCGAAGCUCGUCGAGCAGCACCUGGUUGGCGAAGAAGCCAAGAUGGCGACGAUGGGCGACGACGUCCGCUGGGACUUUCCCGUGAGCGACAUUCCCGCCGCCGACUGGAACGGCUACCGCGAGUACCAGCCGAUGUACUUCGUGACCGAGCACGCCCGGGUCGUGUCUCACGACGAGCGAGAGAGCGACACUCGUUGGCGCAUGCUCGACCUAGACGGGACGCUGCCGAACCGCUGGCACCAGGACAGUGCCGAAACGCCGCUCCCGACGAAACUGCUGCCGCUCGCGUUCAUCUCAGCGGCCUACUACUUCUAUGCGCAAGUGCGUCUCAUCUUCCGCCAGAACCUGGGAGCAACGCCGAGCCCGCAGCUUGUCCUACUCAUGACACACGUCGAGUACUUGCUCGGUCUUCUCGAGAUCGAUUCGCCGUCGGCAUGGCGGGUCGGUCGCCUGCGUGAGCUACGCAGUCGCCUGGAGGCUCUCGGCGAGCUUCCUGCGCAGGUUGCCUUCAGCGCUGCGCGCCGUCGCUAUGCCUUCGAAGCGGAGGCGGCCGUGCACGCCACUCUGCCACUGCAUCUCCAUCUUGAUCGCAGAGCCACGCCGGACGACUCGAGCCGCGCCGCCCGCAGCAGCGAGAACGCCGCCGCGCCGCUCUCGACGACGGCGCGCGGCACUGCGUUUGAGGUGCACUCGGCUGCCUUCCUCGAGAGCGUCUUUGGCAUGGCACUUAUGCGCGUCGGCGGCGCCGGCGACGGCGGCGUGGACCUGCGCGGCUGGUGGACGCUGCCGGGCGCUGCUGCUGCUGCUGGCGACGCCGCCAGGCCGCUGCUCGCCACGAACGUCAAGGAGCCAAGCCUCACGCGCUCGUACCCAUCGGCAGCCGCCUUCGCUGCUGCCGUCGGCGGCCGCCUCUCAACGAUCUGCGCACAUAUCAAUGCGCAAGGGACAGCCUCAGACAAGCACAAGCUCUAUCGCGGCACGUGGCGCUUGCACGCAGACGAGGGCUUGGGCAGUGCAGGCAAAGCGCCGCCACACGAGCGGCUGCGUGUCAUCGUCCAGUGCAAGGCCGAGGCAAAGAAGCUCGGCCCCGUCGUGCUGCGCGAGCUGGAGGGUGCGCUGCAUCGGCAAGAGCAGGAGCGCCGGCGCGUGUUCGAGCAGAGCGGCAGCAGACACAUGAACGAGGCGGGCAUCGGCGUGCUGUGCUCAUCGGCCGGCUUCAGCAAGCAGACGCUCGUGCGUGCGCUGGGCAGCUCGCAAGCACUGCUGCUCGUGCAUCUGGAGAACGCCGCCGACCCCAUGGCUUCGCCCACGUGCGUGGCCGCAGUGUGGAAUGCGCCGCUGGCAGAAGGCCUGCUUGCCUCGCGCUUCGAAAUUCGCUGGCUGCGCGGCGUGCAGGGUGCGGCCAGCCGGCUGGCAGUCUACUGCGAUGGCGUGCCGGCAUUCGCUGCUGGCGACAGGCGACGAGGCGGAUCAAAAGGAUGAUUGACGGGUCUGUCCGUGGUGUAAAGCAUGCUACAGAUGGAAUGCGCGUGAGAC